AUGGUGGUCAUUAAUGAUAAUAAUAAAAAUAAUAAAAAUAAUCAAGCUGAAUGGAAUACGAUAAGAUAUCCAUAUAAAACAGUUUAUGGUCUACCAAAUUCAUUACGAUGUCUUGAAACAUUUUAUGAAACAAGAAAAUUUUGCUGUUUCGUUUGGAGUACAUUGGAUUGUGAACAAAAAAUAGCCGAAAAAUGUAAUAUAGAAUUUGCAAAUAAACUUGAAUAUGAUGCAAGAAAAUUAUUUCAAUCAAUGUGUAGUCGUAUUGGUUAUUCACAAAAUAGUAUGCAUUGUCGAUGGACAGCAGAACAAUUACAAAUUGCUAGUUAUAUAAUUGUAGGUUUGGUUUUCAUUCUAUUUAUUAUCUUUACAAUUAUUGGAUUAUAUAAAUAUAAUCAUCGUUCAAGUAAUAAUGCUGAUUUAGCAAAAAAAAUUGCUGGAAACGAUCAAUUAUCACGAAAAUCAUCAUUAUCAUCAUUAACAUUUAAAACAUUUUCAAAUGAUAGUUUAUCUAGAACAAGUUCAUCAUCCAAAUCAUUAUCAUAUAAAUUAGCAAUACCUGGAACAAGUUCAUCAGCCACAACAUUAUCUAAUUUUGAACAAUUGCCAAUACCUUCUCCUCCACCUCCUCCACCAUCUCCUUUAUCUCCAAUGACUAUUCGUACAAGGGAACCAGCACCAUCAUUGAAUUCGAUUAUUUCAAAAUUACUUCCUUACCAUCCGCAUCAAUUUUUGUUCUGUUGAAUU
This is a messenger RNA of Dermatophagoides pteronyssinus (European house dust mite), 744 nucleotides long. RefSeq lists its product as uncharacterized. The record is from RefSeq and is a predicted model, not a curated record. NCBI's taxonomy places the organism in Eukaryota, Metazoa, Arthropoda, Arachnida, Sarcoptiformes, Pyroglyphidae.